Molecule: messenger RNA, 3189 nt
Organism: Phyllopteryx taeniolatus (common seadragon)
Lineage: Eukaryota; Metazoa; Chordata; Actinopteri; Syngnathiformes; Syngnathidae
Gene: e2f2
Product: E2F transcription factor 2
Exons: 7
Coding region: 196-1467 (423 amino acids)
Biological process (GO): regulation of transcription by RNA polymerase II
Cellular component (GO): RNA polymerase II transcription regulator complex
Molecular function (GO): RNA polymerase II cis-regulatory region sequence-specific DNA binding; protein dimerization activity; DNA-binding transcription factor activity, RNA polymerase II-specific
Source: RefSeq, a predicted model, not a curated record
GUGAGGCGAAUUUGUGUGCACAUUUUAACAGGCUUCGUUCACGUUUUAGGUGACGUCACCACUCGGAACCGAUGUCUUGUUGUUUCUUGCAUGCAUACUUUAGACACCAUUUAGACUUAUAGAACUCGUAUAAAGCCUAAAUCGACUUUUUUUUAAAUUUUAUUUUUGUUUUAAUCCGGGUCCUCUUCGGGUACAAUGAUGCGCCUGCCCAAAGGCGUCACUCAGGCGUCGGGACUUCCGUGCGGCCAGUCCAAGAUGAAGCUCCUGGCCGGCGAGUUGUUCAGCAGCGGCCUGUCCAGCCCCCCCCUGAGCACGGUACCGGUGGGCUACUUCAGCCAGAUCUGCCCCAACACCGCCGUGGUGGAACAAAGAUCCCACAGCCUCUACUCGACCCCCCACGGACCCGACCAGAAGCCCAUCCGAUCGACCACCGGACGGCUGCCGGCUAAAAGGAAGUUGGAUCUUGAAGACCCAGUUUUCCUCCCUGAGUUCCGCACCCCAAAAGGCAAAGGCGGCAGCAUUGCGGCAAGUCCAAGAACCCCGAAGUCGCCGGGUGAGCGGACGAGGUACGACACCUCGCUGGGCCUGCUGACCAAGAAAUUUGUGGGCCUCAUCGCCGAGUCCCCCGAUGGCGUCCUGGACCUGAACUGGGCCACGGAGGUGCUGGAGGUCCAAAAGAGGAGGAUCUACGACAUCACCAAUGUCCUCGAAGGAGUCCAGCUCAUCCGGAAAAAGUCAAAGAACAACAUCCAGUGGCUGGUUGGAGAUGUUUUCGAGGGCGGCGCCAGCGGAGGAGAGAAGGCCCGAGCGUUGCGCAAAGAUCUCGGAGACUUGGAGCGAGCCGAGCGAUCGCUGGACGAGCUCAUCCACUCCAUCAGCGCACAACUCAAACAGCUCACAGAGCACAAAGACAGCCAAAGGCUGGGCUAUGUGACAUACCAGGACAUCCGCUCCAUCGGCAGCCUCCGAGAGCAGACGGUGAUCGCUGUUAACGCCCCCUCUGAGACCAAGCUGGAGGUGCCAGACACGGAGGGGGGCUCGUUGCAGAUCUAUCUGAAGAGUAAGAAUGGUCCCGUAGAAGUGUACCUGUGUCCAGAGGAGGGACUCGAAGACGCCAGUCCGGUUAAAAGCUCAGUCACACCAGAAAAGCCCACUGCAACACCAGCAAGCCUCAGCAGCGUCAAAGAAGAGCUUGUUGAAGAGAGCGUGUCCACAGCGGCCGCUCCGACCUCUUCCUCGUCUUCCUCCUCUCUGCUGGAUGUGGCGCGUCUGCUGGGUUUGCCCCCCAGCUUGUUGCAAAUGACCGAGGACCAACUACCCGGCGCGUCCUUCCCUGCCGACCCCAGCGGCGCCCCCUUCGUCAGUUUCUCCCCCCAUCUGGACCACAGUGACUACCUGUGGAGCCUGGAGGACGGCGAGGGCGUGUCUGACUUCUUCGACACAUACGACCUCAAUGAUCUCUUGUAGAGGUGACGGAACAUUUUGAAAAUAUUACAAUAUGAAGCCAUGUAUGCCCCUGAAGCGGGGGCGGGGAGAACCUGAUCCAAACCUGCUCUGUAUUUCAAGGGAUUCUGUCUUCACCCCUGUUCCACCCUCCCAAAAUGUGUUGUGGAGAUUAGUUGAUUAGUUUGUGGUGGAGUCCUGCUAAAAAUCAAGCAAACUGCUAUGAAAAGAAAUGUAUGACUCGUACAUUACACGCACAGGCCAGAACAUUAAGUACACAUCUAACACCGGGCUGGGAAACCGUUUCAGUUUUUCAAAUCAUCCGUGGUCAUAGUACAUUUCCAUCAAAUAUUGUUAUUGAAUAUCAUGAGCAUUUGUGGGUUGUUGGUGCUUUUUAUUAUAGUUCCUCUGAAGUUUUAAAAACAAAAUGAAAAUUUAACAACAAAAUGAAGAAUGGCAGUGAACUCAAUUGUUCGUAAAAUACAUAAUAAUAAGGUAGCUAUACUUAUUUCUGAUUGUACUUGACAUUUUAAUUGAGUAAUUAAUAAUUGAAUAAUUUGGUGCCAAAUUAUAUGUAAAGCCAAAUAAGAGAAAUUGUGACUCAAAAUGUAUUUAUUUAAAAAUAUAUAUAUAUAAUUAUAUUUUUCAAUGCACUGCAGAAUUACAAACGAAUACUAAUUAAUAGAAAAGGGCAUGAAAUAAAUGUUUCUGAUUAUAUUCCCAUUUUAUUUUUUUGAAACACAAUUUAAUCAAUUAUUUCACAUUUGAAUUCAUUGAUAUAUUAAACAUCUGGUAAAUUGGCUUUAUAUUUUAUUUAAUUUUGGCAUAAAAAUAUCUCCUCAAAGUAUCCCAAUCAGCCAUUACACGUAAUUGACAAAACAGAGCAGACAGUUGUUAUAGCACAUUUAACUCAGGAAUUACGUCUCGCUCUUUGCUUUGCCCCAAAAGUCUUGCCAGUCUUUGGCCUGCAGGGGGCAGCAUUGUUUUGCGUCAGCUUUAAUUGCCCAUUGUAAAGCUUUACAGGUUUGAAUCACUGGAAAGGAAGUAUGCCAAGCCAUAAUACAGCACUGAACACACACACAAAAAAGCUCAUCUUCAGUCAUUUGUUUGCAAUAUUUUCAACUAGUUUUUGGAGGGUGCUUAAGUCGAAUUAAUAUCAAUAAUAAGGAGGAUUCUUGAUUAUUUGGAAGCUUUUCCAAAUUAGCCUCAAUUUUAUGUGGACGUAGUAAUGCACAAUUACUACUGUGUUUCUGAGGAUGUCAUUUUAUGCUCCUUUGUGCUCAAAUGGGGGCGGGGGUUUCUUGCACCAUUUGUAGAUGUAAUAUUUGAAUAGAUGGCUAUUGUUUGGACUUUUAGAGAUAACCUAACUGUCCUGUCCUAACAAAACUUGAAAGUGUGUUUUUGGGUGUGAUUUUUGUUGGUUUUUUUUGUUUGUUGUUGUUGCUUUUUUUGUUUGUUUGUUUGUUUUUCCCCAGCAUGGGAAAUAGGUCUUAUACAGUGUGUGCCUGAGUGGUUUUAUUUCCAUUUAUUUUACUAUGUAUAGAUUCUGAGAAUUUGUAGUAAUUUCAAUCAGCAUUUAUUUUUUAUCUUCCUGGUAUUUGUACAUAUAGAUGAUUUUUGUAUUUAUACCUAUUUUUGCUGAUUUGUUUUCAUACAGGCAUUUUUUUUUGUAUGACAUCCAGCACUUAAUGUUUUUUGUAAUAUUGUGUUUGUUAAAAACGUGGAAAUAAAUAAAUAUUGAAGCCA